AUGGAUAUGUAUGCUGCUAAGUUUGAGUCAUUUUCAAGGCAUUUUAGGUUUUAUCGUGAAGAGGUUGAUGAAAAAAUUAUGUGUCACUGUUUCCAAAAUGGAUUGAAGUAUGAGAUUAAAGACUCUGUCUUGCCAUUGGGAAUUCAACGUUUCCAAGUUUUAGUGGAAAAAUGUAUAGAAAUUGAAUACAUGAAGAAUAAGAGGGCCAACCGAGGAGGGAACUUUAGUUUCGGGGGUCCUAGUCAGGUGAACCAUCACAACAACAAAGGAAAACAAGUUGUUAAGCCCUAUAACCAACCACAUAACAACAACAGAGAUCAGAACCACCCGGGGAACCAGAAUUUUGGGAGACAAUUGGGACAAGUGAUUCAAUAUUUCCGAUGUGGGGAAGGGGGACAUUAUGCUAAUGCUUGUACCUCUAAGAGUCUCACUUGCUACAAUUACCAAAAGUCAGGGCACUUUGCAAGGGAUUGCAAGGCUCCGAAGGUGGAACCAAUAGUUAAUGCAAUUAGGGCUACUCAUCCUACAGCUAAAGGACGCAUUUAUUUCAUGGGUGUUGAAGCUGGAAAUCCAUCUAGCAAUUUGAUCCAACGAGAUAGCGAGAUUGCAAGUAACACUCUCGCUGCACUUUUUGAUUCGGGGGCAACCCAUUCUUUCAUUGUUAUGGAUUGUGUGAAUCGUUUGAAGUUAAUUGUGUCUUCUUUGUCUUUUGAUUUGGAUGUUUCCACACUUACUAAGACUUUGACUGUAAAUAUUGCAUGUUUACGUUGUCAAGUAACUAUCCAUAAUAGGGAUUUCUUGAUUAAUUUGAUUUUUUUACCCCUACAAUUACUCGAGGUCAUUCUCGAUAUGGAUUGGAUGUCCUAUCAUUAUGUAAUCUUAGAUUGUGCUUGCAAAUUGGUUCUUUUCUUCGAGCCAGGAGUCGUUAUGUAUCUGGCUGUUAACAAACUCGCUAAUGUGGAGGGGAAAAUAAAUGUGAGCAUAGAAGACGUGGUGCUUGCCAAGGAGUACCCUGAAGUAUUUCCAACUGAAAUUCCAGAAUUAUCACCAGUAAGAGAGGUGGAGUUCUUCAUUGAUCUACACACAGGAACCAGACCUAUUUCCAUUGCGCCGUAUCGGAUGUCGCCAUUGGAAUUGAAUGAGCUCAAGGGACAAAUUUAA
Cicer arietinum (chickpea) is the source of this 1161-nucleotide messenger RNA. RefSeq lists its product as uncharacterized. Gene Ontology annotation, molecular function: nucleic acid binding; zinc ion binding. The record is from RefSeq and is a predicted model, not a curated record. NCBI's taxonomy places the organism in Eukaryota, Viridiplantae, Streptophyta, Magnoliopsida, Fabales, Fabaceae.